GGCAACUAGUCGUUGCAACCUGGUAUCCUGAUCCCUUCUAAAUUUGAUCAUCAGCCACUCUUUCGAGCGCGUUGAUGAUCUCGGCUGGCUCACGUACCGUUGCUCACCAUGGUCUCUGCUCCGCCGCCUUCCUUGAGACCACUGCCCAGCAGAGAUGUGUCCAGUUCUAGUAUCGGCAAUAUGCCCCAGUCGCCCUCAACCACAUCAUCGGCGAGGGCGCUGAACCCUAUCUCAUCCAAGGUGACUACUGUUCUGUCAACAUCGUAUGCCGAUUCCGAAUUUCGGGAUGCCUUGCAAUUGCUCGACAGUCGCAACCUCAAGAAUACGCCCGAGACACGCCGUCAGUUACGGUUAGGCCUACAGAAGGAGGUGAUUGAUAGCAAUGGGGAGAUUGUCUCCCAGUUUGGCCGAGUCGCCGAUCAAUUGCGUCGCAUAGGGGCUACCCUGGACAAGUUAAAUCACAACUAUCAAGAUGUGAGGGGUCGGAUUACUGCAGUUCAGCAGGAGACGGGGCCUAUCCUGGAAGAGACUUCGUCGUUGAUGAAUCAGAGAGCAGACGUGGAAUCUAAACAGCAACUUCUCAAGACAUUGCGCAGUCACUUUAUCCUUUCUGAUGACGAGGUCGCCUCUCUGACAUCAACCGCCGAGCCUGUUGACGAUAAUUUCUUCGCUGCUCUUUACAAGGCAAAACGAGUCAGCCAGGACUGCGAGAUUCUACUCGGAUUUGAGAAGCAGACGCUGGGCCUGCAACUUAUGGAGCAGACGUCCAAAAAUCUCGGUCUUGCCUUCCAAAAGUUGUAUAAAUGGGUCCAGCGGGAAUUCAGAACACUGAACCUCGAGAACCCCCAGAUGAACUCAUCAAUUCGUCGCGCCAUUAGAGUUCUUGCAGAGCGGCCAUCGCUCUUCCAGAAUUGCCUAGACUUCUUUGCGGAAGCUAGAGAACGCAUACUGUCCGACGCUUUUCACGUCGCCUUGACAGGUACAACGGCCGCAGGUCUCGAAGAUCACUCGGUUAAGCCUAUCGAGAUGGCUGCUCACGAUCCGCUUCGUUACGUGGGCGACAUGCUCGCCUGGAUACACUCGGCCACUGUCAGUGAGAGAGAGGCUUUGGAAAUACUUUUCGUCUCGGAAGGCGACGAAAUUGCCAAGGGACUCCAGACGGGCCGGGCGAAUGAGCUCUGGCAGCUUCUUGGCGAAGGUGACGCUGAGACAGCACCCGACUUUGAUGCUCUCAAGGCGCUGAACGACCUUGUGGACCGAGAUGUCUCAGGGGCAACGAGAAUGCUGAGGCAGAGGGUCGAGCAGGUCAUUCAGUCCAACGAAGAGACUAUCCUCGCCUACAAGUUGGCCAACAUUCUUGGAUUCUACCGAUACACCUUUGCCAAACUUUUGGGCAGCGAAUGUGCGCUGUUAGAGCUUAUGACGGGACUUGAGUCUGGCGCAUUAAGGCAAUUCCGAUCGCUCAUGAGGGACCACAUCGCAACACUACAAGGCGAUUUUCAGCAGACGCCUUCGGACCUUGUGCCUCCAGACUUUUUGCUCGAAGCGCUGAAGCAGCUUACUGCAGUCAUGAAAACCUACGAGAUUUCGCUGGCGUCGUCAUCGGACCGCGAGACCGACUUCCAACCAAUACUUGCAGAGGCCUUUGAGCCUUUCUUGGCAGGUUGCGAAAAUAUGGCCAAAGGUGUGAGGCAACCGGCUGGCGCCAUCUUCAUAACCAACUGCUUGCUUGCAGCAAAGCAUGCCCUGGAGCCUUUCGACUUUACUCAAAGAAGAACACAGCGGCUGGAAGAGAGGGUUGGAGAGGAGAGCAAGAAGCUCACGGAAGAGCAAUACCAGUUCUUCCGUCGUGGUUCUGGUCUGGCGCAGAUUCUUGAAUCCUUGAGCAAUCUUACGACGGACGCCAGCGAUGUGAAGAAGGUAGCGUCGCUUGAGGAGGUACAGCCGCCAGCUCUGAGUCGAGCCAGCCAGUCUCUCGACGACUUCUUGCCAUCGGCGCUGAUGGACGCCAUGGAGAAUGUUAAGCGUCUGCAAGAUUCAAGUCUGGCGCGAGAACUCACCGAGAAGGCUGCGGAAAGAUUCUGCGACGAGUUUGAGCACGUCGAGCAGAUGUUGCUCUUGGCGGACGAGCUGUCAGCCGGUGACGGUGCGUCAGCUGAUGAGGGCGACGAGCCUCCGUUGCUGCGAGACCUAUUCCCUCGGACCACGGGGGAGAUCAAGGUCCUCUUGUCUUGA
Messenger RNA from Colletotrichum scovillei, 2235 nucleotides. RefSeq lists its product as uncharacterized. Gene Ontology annotation, biological process: intra-Golgi vesicle-mediated transport. The record is from RefSeq and is a predicted model, not a curated record. NCBI's taxonomy places the organism in Eukaryota, Fungi, Ascomycota, Sordariomycetes, Glomerellales, Glomerellaceae. The coding region runs from base 109 to 2235 and encodes 708 amino acids. Gene Ontology annotation, cellular component: COG complex. The transcript is spliced from 2 exons.